Messenger RNA from Amphimedon queenslandica, 2079 nucleotides. Its product is annotated as protein unc-93 homolog A-like. The coding region runs from base 171 to 1931 and encodes 586 amino acids. The record is from RefSeq and is a predicted model, not a curated record. NCBI's taxonomy places the organism in Eukaryota, Metazoa, Porifera, Demospongiae, Haplosclerida, Niphatidae. The transcript is spliced from 4 exons.
CUCACCUUUAUCUUUCGAUAUAAAACUGACCUGUGCAGCUUUGUUUGAGAUAAUCAGCAGUCAGCAGACUGUACAGGAUAAAGACCUAGCUACUAUAUAGCUUGGUUCUUUAUCAUUGUGGAAACACACACUGUUAUCUAUACAAAUGCUUCUUUGGGAGGAGUAAAACAAUGGAGGAGAACAACAAUGUCACUGGGAUAUCGAUCAAACCACUCCCACCUCUUGAUACCUUGUCCCGUAAGGAACUGAGUGACUUAGUCUCAAUAGAGCUGACCGAUACAAGAUACAGUACCAGGAGACGCUCAUCGUUACACGAAAAGAGAGAGACCCUAACUUGCUGUACGUUUAGCAAUCGUUCGAAAGCCUACAAAAAUCUUUUAGGUACCAGUGCUUCAUUCGUUGCGGUUUUUGGAUCGUAUUUGGGUAUCUUAGGUCUACAAAGCUCAAUAAAUUCAGAAGCUGGUCUUGGCCUAGCUUCAUCUGCUAUUAUCUAUGGGACGCUCAUAAUUGCCUGUUUCUUUGGGCCUGGGAUGGUAAAACUCUUGGGUACCAAAUACUCCCUCAUUACUGGCUACAUAUUAUUUUUUUGUUACACUCUCUGUAACUAUUACCCAUCCUGGUACACUCUAGUCAUUGGUGCCAUUUUGAAUGGUAUCGGGCAAGCCCCACUAUGGAUUGCUGUUUUUGGUCACCCCAUAGCCAUAGCGAUACUAUACUGUAAAGACCUCAAAGAGACCCCAAGGCAUGCCAUAGCUUUCUUCACAGGGAUCAUAGCUGCGUCCAUAAAACUUGCUCAAAUAUUUGGAAGUCUCAUAUCCUCCAUAAUAUUAGUGAAUGUGGACAGCACGGAAAACAAUGGAGCAGCAAACCUUACCAAUACUUCAACAAACAAUGGAGAAUGUGUUGAUACAUUUGGUCCUCCUAUUGAGCCAGGCCCUAUAUACUACACAUUGAUUUCUGUGUAUGCUUUGGCUGGUAUUAUUGGAACUAUAAUAGCAGCUGUGUUUCUUGAUCAUUUGGGUACCGAAAAGAAGUAUCUCUCUGCAGGACAGAUGUGUAAAGUGUACGUGGGGGAGAAUUUUUUGCUCGUCGUGAAGACUUUCUUCAAUUGGAAGUAUCUCCUGAUAAUGCCAUGGAUUAUUUUGAAUGGAGUCAUGCUUGGAUUUAUCACCGGCACAUUCCCAAAGGUGUACAUAUUGGACUGUGUUGGUAUACAGUGGAUUGGUUUUGUACUAGCAGCCUAUGGUGUGGGUGGUGUAUUCUCUUCAGUAUUUACUGGACGCAUAGUUAGAUUCAUACCACAGUUCAUUGUAGCUUAUGCUGCCCUGAGUCUCUCGUUUGCUCUAGUGAUGAUCCUCCUGUUCUGGGAGAGACAGCCUAACUUUGUGUUUCUCUUUGGGUUUCCUAUCGGAUGGGGAAUAUGUGAGAGUGUCUACAACUCAAUAUCUCCAGCACUACUAAGCCAGUGGUUUCAAGACAAAGAGCAUGAGGCUGCACUUAGUCUGCUACAAGUCUCCAUCGCAAUCGGAUUUAUAAUUAGCUUCGUGGGUGGGAUAUACCUAAACACAGAAACUAGACUAUGGAUAAUAACAGCAUUCAUACUAUUGUCUUCCGUCACGUACACGCUUGUGUUCUUCCUUACAAGCUGUAACAAGCAGCAACUCCUACCAUGCCUUUAUGGAGGGGAGGUAGGUGAGACAGAGAGUGGAACAGAGCAAAGAGAGGAAGAAGAUGUCAUACAAGACUAUGAGGUGACUGAUAAUGGCUCUCCUUGGAACAGGUUUAAUCCAUUGAGUACCAGGCCUAGUAUAACUGUUAGAGACUCACAUGAAAUUGAAGAGAAGAAGAAGGAAAUUGAGGCAAGAGAGGAUGAAGAGGGGAUGAGAAAUGGCUCAUCACGUUUGAGAAAUUUCAAGCAAUCUAGUGUGUAAAUAAAUUUUUUUUUUGGAAAAUCAAUUUUCUACAUAAUUUGUUAAUUGAUACUUAAGUUAUUUUUACUUUGUCACUUGUUGAUAAAGAAACUUUGUAUGAUUAUAAAUAAUUAAUAUUUAUUUGCAAUUUCAAUAGUAAUAAGUUAUA